AAUACAGUUCACAAAAGAAAAAUAUUUGGAGCAAGAAGAGGCACAUUGCUUGUGAUAGACAAGUUAAAUCAUACUAAACCUGUUAGGCAAAGAUUGUCCUAUACUGGUCUCAAAGUCAGUGAAGGCUUUGCAUUAUCUGGUAAAUACAGAGGCCCAGCUAGAGCAAGGACAAUGGCAUAUUUUGGGGAGGGCAAAGGCCCGAUCCACGUGGAUAAUGUGAAGUGCACAGGCAAUGAGAGAUCCCUGGCAGACUGCAUCAAGCAGGACAUUGGGAUGCACAACUGCCGUCACAGUGAGGACGCAGGGGUGAUCUGUGACCACCUGAGCAAGAAGGCCUCCGGGAACAGCAAUAAAGAUUCUCUUGCUUCUGUUUGUGGACUGAGGUUACUGCAUCGUCGACAAAAGCGAAUAAUUGGUGGGAAAAAUUCUUUACGGGGAGGCUGGCCAUGGCAGGUUGCACUCCGACUAAAAUCUUCUCAUGGUGAUGGAAGACUCUUAUGUGGUGCUACACUCAUCAGCAGCUGCUGGGUCCUCACUGCUGCACAUUGCUUUAAAAGGUAUGGCAACAACACUCACAACUAUGCUGUGCGAGUUGGAGACUAUCACACGCUGGUACCGGAAGAGUAUGAGGAAGAAAUUGGAGUGCAAGAGAUUGUGAUGCAUAAAGAGUACAGGCCUGACAGCAGUGACUAUGACAUUGCACUGGUGAGGCUGCAGGGGCCGGAGGAACAGUGUGCCAGAUUCAGUACCCAUGUCUUACCUGCUUGUUUGCCACUGAGGAGAGAGAGACCACAGAAAAGUGCACCCAACUGUUACAUCACUGGAUGGGGUGACACAGGAAGGGCUUAUUCAAGAACAUUGCAACAGGCUGCCAUCCCCUUACUUCCCAAGAGGGUAUGUGAAGAGCGUUACAAAAGAAGAUUCACAGGAAGAAUGCUCUGUGCUGGAAACGUCCAGGAACGGAAACGUGUUGAUAGCUGUCAAGGAGACAGUGGUGGACCACUGAUGUGUGAACGGCCAGGGGAAAGCUGGGUUGUGUAUGGUGUGACCUCCUGGGGCUAUGGCUGUGGAGUGAAAGAUUCGCCAGGUGUCUACACAAAAGUAUCAUCUUUUGUACCCUGGAUUAAAAGUGUGACCAAACUAUGA
Molecule: messenger RNA, 1146 nt
Organism: Merops nubicus (carmine bee-eater)
Lineage: Eukaryota; Metazoa; Chordata; Aves; Coraciiformes; Meropidae
Product: neurotrypsin-like
Exons: 6
Biological process (GO): proteolysis
Cellular component (GO): membrane
Molecular function (GO): serine-type endopeptidase activity
Source: RefSeq, a predicted model, not a curated record